ACGAAAACGGGCGAAAAGAAAAACAACAAUUUUUGUUCGUUGUUGAAGCCUGUAAACAUGCUAGCUGCCAUCACUACAUUCGCAGAAUCAUGUUUUCCUGCCAACUGGGCAGGUAUUUUCAAGUCAUCUUCUUAACCAUUGUUGCUGUUGUGGUCCUGUCCAUCGUCUCCAUCCUCUAUGUCAUCAACGUAAUGUCCCUGGGUGAAACUGUCCGUCCCACAAGGAUUGCCAGCCAGUUUGCAGGUUUGAAGUCCCUCAAGUCCAAGAAAUCACAGCACAGAGACAGCUGUGAGAGAUGUCUGCGACCUGUGGCCAGGGACGGAGUGGAGGACCUCUUCUGUAUGGAUCGACCCGCUUUCCUCAAACAGCUGAAGAACCCCUGCUGGUUUGAGGACGAGAAGCUUCGAUGUUUGCCAUACUUUCACAUCCUGGGCUGUGCCAAGUGUGCCACGACGGACUUGAGCAGACGCAUCACCCUCCAUCCUGACAUCGUGAACCCGGAUGCCCCCUUUGAUAAGGAAGCCUUAUGGUGGACAUGGAGGAAAUAUGGUUAUGUUGGCUUCUCCCGGACACAGAUACACAAGUUCCGCCAGUACCUCAAUACUUUUGACCCACUGGCCCGCAAGCUGCAGACAUCCAUGAGGAGAAAGGAACAGAAUUUCUCCCACUUCAUCACAAUGGAUGGGUCUCCCCCGGACUUCUGGGAUUUCCGGGGCUGGCCGCUGUUGCCUCAGAACCAUGGCCGCAGCGAACCAUGUAUCUACACCCCCCAGCUAAUGAAGCAUAUCUAUGCAGACCCUAAGUUCAUCCUCAUCCUGCGGAACCCAACAGACAGACUGUACUCGGACUACUUCUUCCUGCGUCAGGGCGACACCCCUGAAGAUUUCCAUGAAGAUGUUCAGAAAUCCCUUCAGAUUCUGGCCAACUGUCAGAAGAAGCACAGUCAGAGGCAGUGCUACUUCAGUGCAGAUGUGUACAAGAGACUGACAACACGAAUACACUUCGGAUGUUAUAGUUUAUUUCUGAAGGAAUGGUUGAAAGCCUUUCCACUGCGACACUUUCUUGUCUUGAAGACUGAGGAGUACUCGAAAAACAUCACUAACCACAUGAAGAUGGUCUACUCUUUCCUUGAUCUCAGCCAGGUGUCCAUGGACUUGUAUGAGGACAUUGAGGACCUGAAGAGGAGCCGCGUCACAAAGAAGAAGAAGAAUGCUGCGCCCAUGUUAGACAGCACCAGGGGGAUCCUGGAUCAGUUCUAUGCACCUUGCAAUCAGGAGCUGGCAGAUCUGCUGGGCGACAAGAAGUUCCUAUGGCAGUAAUACUUCCUGGAUUUUCCGAGAAAGUUAAAGAGUCCCAUAUUUUGCAUAAUAUAGCUGAAAACAAGGCUUGUUGUUACAUUAUUUGUUAUUUUGGCACUGCAUACAGUGAUUCAUGUCAAACCAGUACUGCAUAUCUCUGUGUAUGAGGCGAGUUUAUUGUACCUCGAAUUAGGGGCCUUUCAAGGGGGGUUGUCUUGUACACAGGGUCGAAGAGUUUUGAUGUUUUUCCCCCCAACACAGACAUAACUGUGAGCACGUAACACCGGAAAUACCAUGUCAACAAAUCCAUACUGAAGUACGCAAACUAAUCAUGUCUGGUUAUAUAAACAGUUCAUUAUAUAUCUGGACUUACCUUUGUUAUCUAUUAUAUUAAUUUUAUUCAAAAUUUCAUUCAAUAUUGUUUCUUUUCAUUUCGGCAAAAUUCAUGAUGUCAAAUUGCAGGAGAUCCCUCAGACAUUGGAUAAGGUCUAUUGUGAAUAUUUAUGUCAUCAGAAUUGAAGUUAUUGUUUAGUUGAUAUCCUCAAUAAGAUGGAUACUGCUAACAAGUUAUUUAUAUGAAGCCAUCAAGCGAUACCCAAAGACUGGCAGACCUUAGGGAUGUCUACACUUGAUCUACUUAUGUCACUUGUCCUUUUUUCACAAGUGUUAUGAUCGUCAGUACAUGAUCAUUUCAAAGUAUCUCAUGAUUAUCAGUGGAGUAUUCCACAGCAGAUUAUCAAGCCUGUUUGAGAUGAAGACUACUGUCUUCUCUCCUCAUGUGUAUUGGUAUGGUGUUGUUUGUUGUUUGUUGUGUAUCCACCAUCACCCGUUAAUGUUGAACAGUUAUGUAAUUGCAGAACACAGCUUAAUUCUUCGUUUUAAUGAAGGAAAAUAAUGUUAGUUGUGAUGUCUCGAAGCACUUUGACCUUCAGAUAGGAAUCUUGGGUGUACUUAACUUUCGUUUUGGACUCAAACAAUCACCAAUGUCCAGAUGAAAAUGUUCUUUAUUGUCAUCUCGCUGCAUCAUCACCAUUAUAGCAUUAUCAUCAAGAAUGAAAAGAAUCAAGUAGAGACUAUGUUUCAGGAAUAUAAUUAACUAUUUUUGUAUACAGAAAGUGCAUGUCACUAUAUGACAUGAUGCUGUCUGUAUGGUUUGUUUGUUUCUCAUCUCCCAUCAGUCAUAAAGUACCAGCCUGCUAAAAAAAACAGAAUAAAAAAAUAUAUUUGUUUGAUAUCAACAUGAUCAACCCAUUCAGAUGACUGACUAUGCACCAAGUUGCCCCUAUGUGUUAAAAAAAAUCUCUUUCAUCAGAAAAUACUUGUUAUGUUUAUUGGAGUGAACUUAAAGAAGGGAAGUAACUCUAUUUUCUGAUAUUUUUCCUUUUUAUGAUGCUCUUUCCAGCUUUAUGCAGUAGUGAAGCUACUAUUGCAUUUGAAUUUGAUUCAAUAAUGAUGCCAUGAGUUUUAGCAUGUGCGUAUGGAAAAUGUACUUUGUUUGCACAUGGAGAUGAGAAACACAACAUGGUAUGGAUUCAAUCUCAUAAAAAUCAGACCUCAGUUCUCGCUACCGCUGAACAAAGAUCUGAGGACAUCCCAUAAGGGGUCACAUCAGAAGGACCUUUCUUCCGACCAAUCAGAGCAUCGCUUACCAGAUUAUGAAAGUGACAGUCGGAAUGUGAUUUCUAAUCAUGCAACCACGAAACCAUAGUUACGG
This is a messenger RNA of Haliotis rufescens (red abalone), 3012 nucleotides long. Its product is annotated as carbohydrate sulfotransferase 15-like. Bases 90 to 1319 code for a protein of 409 amino acids. NCBI's taxonomy places the organism in Eukaryota, Metazoa, Mollusca, Gastropoda, Lepetellida, Haliotidae. The transcript is spliced from 9 exons. Gene Ontology annotation, biological process: hexose biosynthetic process. Gene Ontology annotation, molecular function: N-acetylgalactosamine 4-sulfate 6-O-sulfotransferase activity. The record is from RefSeq and is a predicted model, not a curated record.